UUUCUCUGCUAAGUAGGAAUCGAGGAACUGGUCGAACUGGGUCGGGUUAAGUGCUUCUGAAAUGGCCUGCCCAGACACUGCAGUCAGAUAACGCCGUGUCCGUGUCCGGCAGGGAGGGCUUACAGCACUUUCAGAAAUUCUACUGUACGCUUUUCAAACGUGACAUUAAUAGCCACGUGGGACUAAGGAUAACCACGUGUAACCACGAGCUUUCUCUUUCCAAGAAGGGAAGGCUUCUGCUUCUUGCUGGCACUGUCCUCUCCUGGUUGCACAACAUACCUCAGAGAAACAUGGGACAAUUAGUGGGAGUUGGAGAAGCAGCAAAUUUUGCUGCCUAUGCCUUUGCCCCUGCAACGCUGGUAACUCCGCUGGGUGCUCUGAGUGUCCUUGUUAGUGCAGUUCUCUCUUCCACCUUCCUGAAUGAGCAGCUGAAUGUUCACGGCAAGAUUGGCUGCCUCCUAAGUAUUCUGGGCUCCACGGUGAUGGUAAUCCACGCUCCCCAGGAAGAAGAGGUUUCCAGCCUGGAGUCAAUGGCAGAGAAGCUGAAAGAUCCAGGAUUUAUUGUAUUUGCCGUGUGUGUCCUGGUGAGCUCCCUUCUGCUUAUCUUUGUGGCUGGACCCCGUUACGGACGGAGCAACGUCCUGGUUUAUGUUUUGGUCUGCUCCGCCAUCGGCUCGCUUUCUGUGUCCUGUGUCAAAGGCUUGGGGAUUGCCCUGAAAGAACUGUUUGCCGGGAAGCCAGUCCUGAAAGAACCGCUGGGCUGGGUGCUCCUGGUGUGCCUGGUGAUCUGCAUCAGUGUCCAGAUCAACUACCUGAACAAAGCCCUGGACAUCUUCAACACGUCCGUGGUCACACCCAUUUACUACGUGCUGUUCACCACAGCAGUCAUGACUUGUUCUGCCAUCCUCUUCAAGGAGUGGCAGCACAUGGUGCUAGACAACAUCAUCGGCACCAUCAGCGGCUUCCUCACCAUCGUGUCCGGCAUCUUCCUCCUGCACGCCUUCAGGGACGUGCCCUUCACCCCCGACCUCCUGCCCCUCUUCCUGCAGCAAGGCAGGGCAGACUUGCGCACGUCGUGGAGGAGCGCAGACAGACAUCAGUCGUGUCAGCACCAGCCUCUUCUGCCCUCAGAGGACAAAGGCUCUCAGAGUGCAGAAGAGGAAGAGGAGGAAGGUGAAAGCGUGUGAGGAGGCCUCUGAAGUGCUAGCUUUCUGCUCCCACCAGUGAGCAGCUCCACUGGGCAAGGGUGAACUUGCCGUAUCAGAUGCUGCUAGUUAUUAUUGUGCUUGUGGGAGUCAGCAGUUACCUUCUACCUGCCCGGGGCACAUGAUCAGUGACUUCUCACUGCUGGGGGUCUGACAGGGACAGCAGCCUCCUGCAGCUGCAGACACAAGCUCUGGGAACAGCCCCGCUGCCAGGAUCUAGUGCCUCUUACCUGUUCUUUUAUAUGAAGCAUCAAUCUGCCCUUGUCAGGACACAGGCUUUGAUUGUGCAGAGGUCUGCGGCACUAACACAGUGCUGACCCCUACUGAAUGCAAAGGCCACACACUAGGGGAGGCCUCGGAGCAUUUUUUUUAAGAAUACUUAGAAGAUUAACAGUUACAAAGUAAUCUAACAUGGUGCUAAGAUUACCUAGGGCCAGACAGCUGUCUUCUCUCCAAAGGUGACAUAGCCAGAGUACUAAUUCAAAAAUUCUUCCGUAAAAGUACUCGUUCUGCUCACUCUGCUAGAAUUUAUUUACAGAUUCACAUCCAAGAACAGAAUACAGCCAAAACUGGAAAACUUCAAGGGUGCUGCCACGUGCUGCUGUGGCGCUUAUAGAGGGACCAACCUCUUUGUGCAAUGUCUGUUGUGCAGGUUGAUGAAGCACCUGCUUACAGCAUUAAAAACAGGUUAUUUGUUA
Molecule: messenger RNA, 1903 nt
Organism: Cygnus olor (mute swan)
Lineage: Eukaryota; Metazoa; Chordata; Aves; Anseriformes; Anatidae
Product: magnesium transporter NIPA2-like
Exons: 5
Coding region: 291-1187 (298 amino acids)
Biological process (GO): magnesium ion transport
Cellular component (GO): membrane
Molecular function (GO): magnesium ion transmembrane transporter activity
Source: RefSeq, a predicted model, not a curated record